AUGCGUCUCUCACAUGUUCUCUUGCUGGCUGUGACCACCUUCGUCUCAUCUACCAACGCUCAGGCCAUUGAGGCCAAUGCUGAAACGAGGUUUCUCCGUUUAACCAUGACCGACGAUGCGGGAGAUAAAGAACGCGGUGCCUUCUACCAUAAGUUUGAUUUUAGCGUUUUGGAUGACAUCUUCCACGGUUUGCCUCAGCAAUUCAAAAGAAUGAGGGACGAACCUGAAACGCUGAGAAAUAUCUUUGCCUCGUGGAAAUCAGGCAUGCAAUCGGCUGAUGACGCUGUCAUCUACAUGAAGAGUCAAGGUCUGAGCAAUAAGGCGAUCAAGCAGUUCAAGGCAGCAUACCAGGCGUAUCUUAACCAUUAA
This is a messenger RNA of Phytophthora infestans T30-4, 369 nucleotides long. Its product is annotated as secreted RxLR effector peptide protein, putative. Bases 1 to 369 code for a protein of 122 amino acids. The record is from RefSeq and is a predicted model, not a curated record. The transcript has a single exon. Lineage: Eukaryota; Oomycota; Peronosporomycetes; Peronosporales; Peronosporaceae.